Fimicolochytrium jonesii is the source of this 594-nucleotide messenger RNA. RefSeq lists its product as uncharacterized. Lineage: Eukaryota; Fungi; Chytridiomycota; Chytridiomycetes; Spizellomycetales; Powellomycetaceae. The transcript is spliced from 2 exons. The record is from RefSeq and is a predicted model, not a curated record. The annotation marks the transcript as partial.
CUCUUACAUGAAAUAAAUACCGCUCCAUUACCGAAAUGGACAAAGCUGAAAAACCGCAGAUUACAGACUUACGGGGCGAGAGUGGGUGGGGAGGGAGACAAACCGGCGGUUUUUGUGGAUGAUUUUCCCAAACUCAUUGAUGGCGUGAGGGAGAAAUUGGGUGAGUUGUUGACUGAGAGGGAGGAGGACAAACCCAACAACUGCCUCGUUAACGAAUACCUCCCAGGUCAAGGCAUCUUGCCCCACGAAGACGGCCCUGCCUUCCACCCGGUAAUUGCGACCGUCUCGCUGGGCGGGUCAUGUAUCUUGGAUCUCUAUCCGAAGGGUGGUGGGGAUAGGGGGAAACGGCAACCGACAUGCAGACUGCUGUUGGCACCGAACAGUCUGCUAGUAAUGACAAACGAGGCGUACACGUCGCAUCUGCACGGAAUCGACGAGACUGAUGUCGACACCGUACAUCUCGCCGCUGGGAAUAAUGUCGCCAAUUGGGAUGAGACGGAGGUCGGGGGUAAUCCUACGAAUGGGAAUAUUGUGAAAAUGCCAAGAGAAGAGACAAGGGUUAGCGUCACGUUCAGGUCAGCGAAGAGGGUGGUG